Cavia porcellus (domestic guinea pig) is the source of this 4525-nucleotide messenger RNA. It is a transcript of the gene Tbx18, whose product is annotated as T-box transcription factor 18. Gene Ontology annotation, biological process: morphogenesis of embryonic epithelium; cell fate specification; positive regulation of DNA-templated transcription. The record is from RefSeq and is a predicted model, not a curated record. Lineage: Eukaryota; Metazoa; Chordata; Mammalia; Rodentia; Caviidae. The coding region runs from base 446 to 2278 and encodes 610 amino acids. The transcript is spliced from 8 exons. Gene Ontology annotation, molecular function: DNA-binding transcription factor activity, RNA polymerase II-specific; RNA polymerase II cis-regulatory region sequence-specific DNA binding. Gene Ontology annotation, cellular component: nucleus.
UGACAGAUCAAGGCAACAAAUUUCAAUUACAAUCCUUAAUUUGUGUCCGCAGAGUGUUUUUUUACCCAUGUUAGUCCUCUCUGGCGCAUCAGUCGAGGCAGAUCUUGGAGCAGCAGGAGGAGGUGGAGGGGGUGGGAGCAAAGGAGUGUAUCAGUGAGUGAGAGAGAGAGAGAGAGAGAGAGAGAGAGAGAGAGGAGAAGGAGAGGUUGAGAGAGACCGAGGGAAGGAAACUUGGCGGUCGCGUCGUCGCCGGUUCCUCGGAUCCCAACCCAAGCGAGAAGGACGAAACGCCAAAUUCGAUUUUUGCCCGCUGCAGGCCAGGGGACAGAUCUCGGAGACACCGAGAACUGCUCAGUUUUGGGGUCGGGCUUCCAGGAAAGCGAGUGCGCGCGUGUGCCCGCCCGAGAGUAUAUGAGAGAGGGGCGGGCGGGCGCCGGGUGGCGGGAUGGCCGAGAAGCGGAGGGGCUCGCCGUGCAGCAUGCUCAGCCUCAAGGCGCACGCCUUCUCCGUGGAGGCGCUGAUCGGCGCGGAGAAACAGCAACAGCUUCAGAAGAAGAGGAGAAAGCUGGGCGCCGAGGAAGCGGCCGGGGCCGCGGACGACGGAGGCUGCAGCCGGGGCGGCGCGGCGGCGGAAAAGGGCUCCUCGGAAGGGGACGAAGGCGCUGCGCACCCGCCGCCGGCGCGGAGCUGCGCGGACCCGGAGCGCAGCUGUGGCUCCCGCGGAGCCGCCGCGGGCAGCUGUGAGGAUGGCUUCCUGCAGGGCGCUUCCCCGCUGGAGUCCCCGGGCGGCUCCCCAAAGGGGUCCCCCUCGCCCGCCUUGGCCCGGCCCGGGACCCCGCUGCCCUCUCCGCAGGCGCCCCGGGUAGAUCUGCAAGGAGCGGAGCUCUGGAAGCGCUUUCACGAGAUCGGCACUGAGAUGAUCAUCACCAAGGCCGGCAGACGCAUGUUUCCUGCAAUGAGAGUGAAGAUCUCUGGAUUAGAUCCUCACCAACAAUACUACAUUGCCAUGGAUAUUGUACCAGUGGACAACAAAAGAUACAGGUAUGUUUACCACAGCUCUAAAUGGAUGGUGGCGGGUAAUGCUGACUCCCCUGUGCCACCCCGGGUGUAUAUUCAUCCAGACUCGCCUGCCUCUGGGGAGACUUGGAUGAGACAAGUGAUCAGCUUUGACAAGCUGAAGCUCACCAACAAUGAACUGGAUGACCAAGGCCAUAUCAUUCUUCAUUCCAUGCACAAAUACCAGCCCCGAGUGCACGUCAUCCGUAAAGACUGCGGAGACGACCUUUCUCCCAUCAAGCCUGUCCCGUCUGGAGAGGGCGUGAGGGCAUUUUCCUUUCCAGAAACUGUCUUCACAACUGUCACUGCCUAUCAGAAUCAACAGAUUACUCGCCUUAAGAUAGACAGGAAUCCAUUUGCCAAAGGCUUCAGAGACUCCGGAAGAAAUAGAAUGGGUUUGGAAGCUUUGGUGGAGUCAUAUGCAUUCUGGCGACCUUCACUACGGACUCUUACCUUUGAAGAUAUCCCUGGAAUUCCCAAGCAAGCUUCUUUUGUAGGCAAUGCAAGUUCUUCCAGCUUACUGCAAGGUACUGGGAACGGUAUUCCUGCCACCCACACUCACCUUUUGUCUGGCUCCUCUUGUUCCUCUCCUGCCUUCCAUCUGGGGCCCAACACCAGCCAGCUGUGUAGUCUGGCCCCAGCUGACUACUCUGCCUGUGCCCGCUCAAGCCUCACCCUCAACCGGUACAGUACAUCCUUGGCGGAGACCUACAACAGGCUCACCAACCAGACCAGUGAGACCUUCGCCUCACCCAGGACUCCCUCCUAUGUGGGAGUGAGCAGCAGUACCUCCGUGAACAUGUCCAUGGGCAGCACUGAUGGGGACACCUUCAGCUGCCCGCAGACCAGCUUGUCCAUGCAGAUCUCGGGAAUGUCCCCCCAGCUUCAGUACAUCAUGCCGUCACCCUCCAGUAAUGCCUUCGCUACUAACCAGACCCAUCAGGGUUCCUAUAACGCUUUCAGGUUACACAGUCCCUGUGCCUUGUAUGGUUAUAACUUUUCCACAUCCCCCAAGCUGGCUGCCAGUCCUGAGAAAAUUGUUUCUUCCCAAGGAAGUUUCUUGGGGUCCUCACCAAGUGGGACCAUGACUGAUCGACAGAUGUUACCCCCUGUGGAAGGAGUGCACCUGCUUAGCAGUGGGGGUCAGCAGAGUUUCUUUGACUCUAGGACCCUAGGAAGCUUAACUCUGUCUUCAUCUCAAGUGUCUGCACAUAUGGUCUGAUGAAGCCUUUAAGUUAAACUGUAUUUGAAUCUAUCUAAUGUAUUUUCAGUCUUUUUUAAAAGCAGCGUGAAGGAAAUUAUCUGUAGCUUGUAAAAUGUAUAUAUAAUAGAGAAUGAAGGCUCACUGAUGUUUUUUACUUUCUCAUGGUAAGAUUGUAAACUAUCUAUGGUAUAUGUGUAUACUGUAUAUAGAACGUGUGGCAUUCUGAGGCCUCUAUCUUCUCCCCUUCAUCCAGCUCCACAGAGUGUUAGCACGCAUGUAAUAUGUUUAAUCAAAUUCUUAGACUCUUUUGAAAGCAAAGUAAUAAAAUUGAAACUUGGAAAUGAUACUAACCAGAUGAAGGCUUAUAAUUUAAUUUAUCAGGAAAAUGAUCUAAGCAGUUCAUACUGAGUUUUUAUAAUCAGUCUAACUCUAACAUAGAGAGUCUUGUGAUUUCUGUAAUUCUUGGACACAGUGUGGGAACCUAAAUUGCAAAAGCCAGUUGAAGUCUUAGUAUUAGUUCUGAGAUAUUUGUAAUGUGGAUUAACUUUUACAUUCCUGCUUAUUCUUAUUUAGGGCAAAUAUUAUGUGAUUUAAGAUCUAUAAAAUUCAUAACUAACUGAAAUUAUUAUUCUAAGAAAGGUGGAAGGAAAGCUUGUGCUUUUUUUUCACAUUGUGUCAGGCAGGGAAUAAAUUUCCAGUAUUUUGGAUUUGUGGGUCAUUUUAUUUAGUUCAUCAAAUAGGCCAUAAGAGAAUAUCCUACAAACAUUCUUAAAUUCCAUUUUCUACCACAGAAGGAGGAACAUAUGAGUAAUAAAAAAAUCACUGUCAAAUUCUUUGAUUACAAUGAAAAAUGCUUCUUUUUUUAGCACAGAGAAAUAAUAUCGUCAGCUUGUUCCUUAGGCUUCAUGUAGUUUGGGUUUUCCUUAGAUACUUUUUCUUUUAUUGUAAAGCCCCCUGAUCAUGGUCUAUGAGCAAAGAAAGGACGUUUGUGCUACUUACUGUAUUUAUGGCCGGUAACUCCUACAAAUUGAAACUUUCCCCCCUCAACCUUCAUCCCCCUGCCUGAAUCUUAUCCAAAGCAGAGGGUCUUAGGCCUUUAUGGUGUAAGAGCUGCAAGGAAUUUCAGAGGGUUAUCUCCAGCAAUCUGUCUUGUGGGGGUUGUAGUGAAAGGCCAAAGCCCAUUAUUAUAAAGGCCUUCUUGGAGAACUAAGGAGGAAGAUACUAAUUAUGAUAAAAGAACUAUAAAACUUUUAACCUCAACAGCAUUUUUAACCUCCAAAAUAAAGAAAUGAAAAUAGCAUUACUUAUUUUAAAAUUUAUAAAACAAUAUAUAUGUAUAUAUAUACAUAUAUAUGUGUGUGUAUAUAUAUAAAUACAUAUAUAUACAUAUAUAUAUGUAUAUAUAUAUAUAUACAUAUAUAUAUAUAGCUUAUGAGUUCAAAAGAAGUAACUUUGAUAGCACAUUGAGAUAAAUCGGAACAGCUAAGACUACAUGAUGAAGUACAUUGCCCUUCUGUUGAGAAACUAAAAUGAUACAUCUUCCUGUCAACUGAUUGCAUUUAAUAUAUUUGACAAGCAAAACAUGCGUGAUUGCCUUUCACUGUUUCGCAGUUGCUUCCUCUCAUUCCUAGUUUAGAUGGGAAAAGGGUUAGCUCAUGAUUUGCGUCUUUACUUUAAAUGACCACCGUAGCUAGUUUGAAAAGAAUUUGCACAGAAUGUGACUCUGUUUGGAGAUACUGAAAAGUUUUUCUCAUGGAUUCUACAGGCUGUUCAUCAAGUUAAUAUUGACCUUUAAAAUUAGCAUGAAAGAACAUGAAAUAUUUUCAGUAGAUAGAUCUGUAUAAGAUUUUGUGUAGGAUAUUAAUAGCUUUGACAACAAUUUGGGAAAAACUUUGAGAAUAUCUAUUUUAGCCUUAGUUCUUGGUAUAUAUAAUAGAGAAUACUAUUCCAUUCUGAGAAGUCAAGGAAAGCAACGCUUUAUAUUCAUAUGUGUUAGUAAUCAGAGCAUUUUCUUUUUGCUGUUGAUAAUUUGAAAUGACCACAAUAUGAAUAGAAUUCUAUUAAUCUUUUUUUGGUAAAAUUUAGCAAUAUUGUACAAAUGCCGUUUCUUUUAGAUUUUACUGUAAAUAUUCAUUACCGUGUCACUUCAAAGACUAACAUUUUAUUGUUAUAUUAAAUGACAUACAUUGAUAAUUAUAAUUAUAUAACUGUAUUUUAUUAAAAAAUGCCUAAGAAAUUAUAUUAAAGUGUGUUAUUAAACCCUUU